Messenger RNA from Sesamum indicum (sesame), 1681 nucleotides. RefSeq names its product fasciclin-like arabinogalactan protein 8. Gene Ontology annotation, cellular component: plasma membrane. The record is from RefSeq and is a predicted model, not a curated record. NCBI's taxonomy places the organism in Eukaryota, Viridiplantae, Streptophyta, Magnoliopsida, Lamiales, Pedaliaceae.
CCCUCAAAAUUAUGUAGUGUUGAAGUGGGAGGGGCAGAAGAUGGCUUUCGUCAAUAAGAUGAUAAGUAUAAUGUUAUGUAAUUAGUUAUUAUCCUUACACUAUAUACCGAUUGCAUAUUAAAUAUGAUACACUGAUAAUGUGAUUGAUCAAAUUUGACCAAAGAACUAGAAUUUCUUGUCACAAGGCCAAGAUCUUGGUCUCUGACUAUAGUUUCUGCAGCUGUACAACAGUGAUCAUUAUCCUUAAUCCUUGGAGAAGUUUCUACUUAGUAUUGUGGGAGAAACAGAACCAGUAUGUUUCUUUUGUGUCUUUAGCUCUUCAUCAAUUCUCGGACAACAACCUAUUUUUAAGAACCAGUUAUCCUAAUUUUUGCACCACAGCGGUUUCUCUUCAACCAACCAAUUCCUUCAAACAAGGAGAAAUAGCCUUUCCUCCUACAAACCAUGUACAAUCAUCACCACUCAUUUCUGCAUGUAUUAAAUCAUCGAUUACCACCUUCUACUUUGCAGAACUCAAAAGACAUUUCAGAGUUUCAACCCUGAUGGGUAUUAGUGUAGUAAAGAUCUCUCUCUUUUCUUUCUCUCUCCUGUUCCACAGUGCCGUUGCCUUCAACAUUACCCAAGUUCUCAGCCAGUAUGCAUCCUUCUCCACCUUCAACAGCUUCCUCACUCUGACCAACCUGGCAUCCGAGAUCAACAGCCGCCAAUCGAUCACAGUCCUCGUGGUUGAGAACAACAACUUAUCCCCACUUUCUGGGAAGUCCUCGGAUGUCCUAAAGAAAAUUAUGAGUGUGCAUGUGAUCCUAGAUUACUUUGAUGUCCCCAAGCUCCAGAAACUAUCGAACAAAUCCACUAUUGUCACCACGCUGUUCCAGACUACUGGUUUGGCCAAAGGCCAGCAGGGGUUUGUAAAUGUAACACAGUUAAGCAGUGACAGUAUUGCAUUUGGCUCAGCAGUGCCGGGGUCGACGAUUAGUUCCAAUCUCGUUAAGUCUGUUGUUUCACAGCCUUACAAUUUUUCAGUGCUACAAGUGACUAAUGUGAUCAUACCAGAAGGGAUUGACGGAGCUUCGAAUUCUAACUCCUCAACAUCUCCAUCACCGUCGUCUAGCCCCAGAGCGUCCACUGCACCAUCCAUGGCCCCCGGUGCAUCCCCCAACUUGUCUCCAACAAUAUCACAAUCUACGGCCCCAGCAACCUCGAUCUCCCCCUCAUCUUCAAAUGCCCCUUCUCAGGCUCCUACGCUUGCUGCAACGCCAGGUUCAGCUCCUAUCCCAAGUGCUGCACCAACUGCCAAUGCACCAGUUACAGAUGCUCCAUCUGCGGGUGUACCAUCCGCGAAUGUUCCAGCGCCAGAUACGCCAGUGGCAAGUACACCAGUGACAAAUGGUCCAGCAGCUGAUACACAACCAGCGGACAAUUCUCAAAGUGCAGACAAAGCUCUCCACAGUGGUCUUGCUUCGGUACUUACAAUUGCGUUAUCCAGUCUUUGCCUUGCAUCAAGAAUCUGACAAGGAGCUAGUAUCAAGUGUUCAUAACAUUUUAGAUUUCUAUUUUUUUAGAUCAGUUUUAAGUUUUUUAGAAAUUUUGUUACAUGGAUAUGCAGCCCUCAACUAGAGGGUUGGACAGGGCUGUUAGAUUGAUUCUUUGGUACUAAUGACAAUCAUUUAAUUUCUCUCAA